AUGGAGACCGGCGAGACCGGCCCACCCCCACCAUCGGCGUCCGCGGCGACGAGCGUCCCGAUUGGGACAAAGGAGACGCAAGUCCCUAUCGCCGCCGCGACCUACGCCACCGCCGCGAUUCAAAAGACCAAGCAGACUCCCGAGCAGCAGACCCAACAACAACACCGUGCCAAGGCUUUGACCCAAAUGUUCGAAGUCAUGGGUGCUGUACCGGGCAAUCGCACCGACCGGUGGUUGCAAACCACCUUCGCCACCGACGAGUACCCUGUCGCUACCGCUACAUCGCUCAAGUAUUCGGCUCUCAACGCCAAUCGAUCCAUUCGAAACAUCUUCGACUUUGCUCUCGACGUCACUUUGACCGUCCAAGGCGCCUCGAAGGCCUCUCCCGCGGACAAGGCCGAUCUGCUCGGUUGCGUCACGAGACUGCUCUCCCCGCAAUCGCCCCUGUGCUUCGACGCCGAGGUCACCCUUCCCGAGCACCUUGCGGCGUUUGCGCCCCAGAUUAGGGGUAUCCAACACUCGUCUUUCGUCAGGGCCGGUGUGGUCAACCACCGUAUCUCCGUGGGAUUCGUUUCGGCGAAGGCACGUGACUCGGCGCUUACGGCCCCACUGGCGCUUACUUGGCACUCUGCAAAGGCUCACUUCGCAAAGGCCCACCACUUCUACCACAACAUGGUCGAGCUGCGUAUCAACGUCGGUGUCGCAGCGGUCCCAUCCAGGGAUGCCAUUGUUGACUCUUUUAAAUCAAUUGUCACCAAAAUCACAGCCAAGGGACACCGUUGCGAGCUGGUACAAGUCUUGCGCGUGAUCCACGUCGAUAACGACUCGGCCUAUGCGCACUUGGCCGGCGAGUUUUCGGCCUUUAUCCGCUUCGACGACGACGCCCUUUUCAAAGCCCCUAACAACACGCUGAAGGAGCUCCUACCGUCGAAGGUCUCUCUAGCCACUAGAGGCAACAUGCAUACGGCGGUUCGUCACGACUACGAACGAGAAGCGGCCUGUGCUCGGUGCCACUUUGUGGGGCAUGUGGAGACCUGCGCGCUGGAACAGGAGAGGAGGCAGAAGGAAGCGAACAACAACACCGGAAGGCACAACAAGUACCACAACAACCCAACCAACACCAACAACAACAACAACGACACCACCAACACCAACAACACCGACAACGACGCUUCCGAGGUUGUGGCCCCUAGCCGCGCCCUCGGAACCGAGCCACUUUUUUUUUUUUUUUUUGUUUUUUUUUCUUUUUUUUUUUUUUUUUGUUUUUUUUUUUUUUUAUUUUUUUUCUGUUGCAAUCUUGUAGUGUGA
Molecule: messenger RNA, 1308 nt
Organism: Microbotryum saponariae
Lineage: Eukaryota; Fungi; Basidiomycota; Microbotryomycetes; Microbotryales; Microbotryaceae
Source: the annotation of a GenBank genome assembly